Messenger RNA from Solanum dulcamara, 1085 nucleotides. Its product is annotated as protein trichome birefringence-like 38. The transcript has 5 exons. Lineage: Eukaryota; Viridiplantae; Streptophyta; Magnoliopsida; Solanales; Solanaceae. Gene Ontology annotation, molecular function: O-acetyltransferase activity. The record is from RefSeq and is a predicted model, not a curated record. The coding region runs from base 5 to 1039 and encodes 344 amino acids. Gene Ontology annotation, cellular component: Golgi apparatus.
AAAAAUGGUGAAAGUAUUUAUUGUUGUUGUUGUUUUAGCAGUGUUAAUUGGGUCAUUAGAAGCAAAUGAUUGUGAUUUAUUUGAAGGGAAUUGGAUUAUUGAUAAUUCAUAUCCAUUGUAUAAUUCAACAGCUUGUCCAUUCAUAAGGAAGGAAUUUGAUUGCAUCAAAUUUGGAAGAACAAAUCUUGAUUACCUCAAAUAUAGAUGGCAGCCCAAUAAUGGAUGUGUCUUGCCCAGAUUUGAUGGCAAAGAUUUUUUGGAAAAAUUCAAAGGAAAGAAAAUAAUGUAUAUUGGGGAUUCAUUGAGUCUUAACAAUUUUGAAUCCCUUUUGUGUUUGGUUCAUGCUGCUGUCCCACAAGCAAAAUUCAAACAAGUAAUACUUAAAGAAAAUGUCACUGUCACAUUUCUGGAUUAUGGAGUUGAAAUAGUACUAUUCCAUUCGAACCUUUUAGUAGAUAUUGAAGUUGAAAAGGUGGGACGUGUGUUGAAACUCAAUUCAAUUAAAAAUGGACAGAUUUGGAAGAAAUUUGACCUUUUGAUAUUCAAUACUUGGCUUUGGUAUACAAGAAGAUCACCUGGACAACAGUGGGAUUUUGUUGAACUUGAUGGGAAAAUAUCGAAAGAUAUGGACCGGGUCGAAGCUUUCCGGGCUGGGCUAACAACAUGGGCCAAAUGGGUUGAAACAGAUGUGGAUACAACAAAAACCGAAGUUUUCUUUCAAGGAACAUCUCCAGCCCAUUACCAUGGAUCAGAUUGGGGUGAACCUUCUGUGAAUAAUUGCUUGAAUGAAACAAGACCAGUGAAUGGAUCAACAUACCCAAGUGGAUUACCAAUUGCUGUGGACAUAGUGAACCAAGUAUUAAAGAAUAUGACAAAGCCAGGAUUAGUAAAGUUACUUGACAUAACAAAGUUGUCACAACUAAGAAAAGAUGGACAUCCUAGCCAAUACAAUGGCUUAAAAGGCAUGGAUUGUACUCAUUGGUGCCUUGCUGGAGUUCCUGAUACUUGGAAUCAAAUUCUUUAUGCUUCUCUCCUUUAAUUAAUUAAAACAAAUAGAUUUUGUUAGCAUAUAGAGGAAUAAAAAU